Molecule: messenger RNA, 1043 nt
Organism: Caenorhabditis sp. 36 PRJEB53466
Lineage: Eukaryota; Metazoa; Nematoda; Chromadorea; Rhabditida; Rhabditidae
Source: the annotation of a GenBank genome assembly
AUGUUUUCGAUUGUCGAACAGUGAGUUUUCCUUGCAUUUAAAUAGAUUUUUCUCAAGUAUCAUUUGCAGCAUAAGAGUGUCACAAUGCUCGUCGAAAACAUUAGCAUUCUCGCGAGCCAUGUCACUGACGAACACUGAGUUCAAUCUGGAAUUCACAAAAAACACGGCGGACAUUAAAUAUGUGACUUCACGCAGAGAAUUCUACAUCUUUGUUCGGUUUUACUGGCGGGAACAAAGUAGGCCAGAAAAACAGCAAGCCCGGAAGCUGGCCGAUGAUUCGCUGGAUCUGUUCAUCAAAGAGCACAACCCGCCGGGCUCCAGUUUCGAGCACUCUGUCUCCGGAAUGGCGUUGACCGUAUUCAAAUCAUUCGGACGGCCUCUACAGAAUCUUAUCGUCGACUUGAGCACGGUUAAAAACAUCCAAAACACUUUGGCUCUUCUGGGCAACACGAUUUCUAAAGAUAUUACUAUUUAUGGAGCAUCAAAGUGCAACUGGAAAGCUCUGAUCUACAUUCUGAACAUAAGCACCGAAAAGAACUCGCUGACGCUUCUCUCGAAUCCGGGAUCUGAUUUCGUGUACAAAAAGGUGAGAAGGAAGUUGUUGCUAGAAAUAGCUGAUGUCAAUUUUCAGGCGUUUAAAACGGAUUCACUGAGAAUCGAGUCUGCAAAGUGGUUCACCCGUUCGAAUCUGCUCACCUCCAACUGCAGAAUCAUCGAGUUAAAAUUCUCGAAUUUGACAAAUGCGGAUCUGAAUCAAUUCCUCACCAUGUGGCAGCGAGGAUCAUUCAAAAAACUGGAAGAGCUCGAAAUUCGCAACAUCAAAUUUUUGGACGAGGAAUCUGUUUUGUACGGACUGGACGCUAUCCGGAAGAAAACGAAGGAGAUGGGGUACGUUGAAUGAAUAUUUUCAAAAAAAGAAAUACGCUUCCAGAACAUUCUUUUCGAUAUUAUCCGACAAAAAUCAACGACGGGGCGCUGAUGUUCAUCUUGGAAACGACGAUUUUUGUUUGACAGUUUGGUCCGAGACAAUGGAGGAUAAUUAA